AUGAUGUCAUCUCGCACGAACAAUGAUGAAAUCGACCAAUUGAGGGUAUGCACCUGUUUUUUUUUCAUUUUUGUCUCGAUCAAUUCAAUUUUCUUUAGGCCAAGGCCGAUUUUAUGAAUCCGUCAUUGUCCGCUGAAUGGUCGAGAAAAAAGUUGGUGUGGGUCCCAAGUGAAAAAGAUGGUUUUGCACUGGCAUCAGUGAAUGGAGAAGCGGGUUCGGAUGGAUCGAUUGAUGUUGAGUUGAUGGAGACAGGAGAACGUCAAAGAGUUUCAACUGAUGAUUGCCAAAAACCGAAUCCUCCGAAAUAUGACAAAUGCGAAGAUAUGGCAAUGCUAACUUGUUUGAAUGAGGCAUCUGUUCUCAACAACUUGAAGCAGCGCUAUUUCUCCAAUUUGUAUUAUGUAAGUUUCACAUUUCUUAUUAUGUUGAAUUCAAUUUUCGUGGUUUUCAGACAUAUUCUGGUUUGUUCUGUGUGGUUAUCAAUCCAUACAAACGAAUUCCAAUUUACACUGACACAAUUGCUGAACAAUUCAAGUGCAAAAAGCGAAAGGAAAUGCCACCACACAUAUUUGCAGUUGCCGAUGAGGCUUAUAGAAGCAUGCUUCAAGAAAGAGAAGAUCAAUCGAUUUUGUGCACUGGAGAAUCUGGAGCUGGAAAGACAGAAAAUACCAAGAAAGUUAUCCAAUAUUUGGCAUAUGUCGCCGGAAAUCGUUCAAUUUCCAAAUCACGAAAAACAUCUGUCGAUUUGGAUUCUUCUCAAAACAGAAUCAUGGGACAAUUGGAGGAACAAUUGUUGCAAGCAAAUCCCAUUUUGGAAGCUUUUGGUAACAGUAAAACAGUCAAAAAUGACAAUUCGAGUCGAUUCGGAAAAUUUAUCCGCAUUCAUUUUGAUGCAGCUGGUGGCAUUUCUGGUGCAAAUAUUGAAUUUUAUCUGCUCGAAAAAUCCAGAGUUUUGAAGCAAGCAAAUCAAGAAAGAACAUUCCAUGUAUUUUAUCAAAUGUUGAAAGGCUUAUCAAAAUCUCAACGCGAAUCCCUUUUGCUCGAAGAUCAAGCUUCAUCUUAUAAAUUCUUGACAAACGGAGAAAGCAAACUUGCUGGCGUCGAUGAUUCAGCCGAAUUCCGCGAAACACUUCAAGCAAUGUCAAUUAUGGGAUUGAAUGAUGAAGAAAUCAAUGGAAUUCUUCGAACUGUAUCCGCUGUUUUGCUUUUUGGAAAUUUGGAAUUCUCUCAAGAAAACAAGAAUAAUGAUCAAGCUGUGUUGGUGAAUGAUGCAGUUGCUCAAAAAAUCGCUCAAUUACUUGGAGUCAAUGUCACAGAACUCAUCCGCGCUUUUUUGAAACCAAAAAUCAAGGUUCAAAGAGAUUUGGUUCAUCGUUCUCAAAAUGUUGAUCAAGCCAAAUUCUCAGUUGGUGCAAUUGCAAAAGCUUGUUAUGAGAGACUUUUCAGGUAAUUACUAUUUAGAAAAACUUCAAUUUUAUAUUAAUCAAUUUCCAGAUGGCUUGUACAUCGUCUCAACAAAUCACUUGAUCGUACUCGACAAUUAUCUGUCAGUUUUAUUGGAAUUCUCGAUAUUGCUGGUUUCGAAAUUUUCGACACAAAUUCAUUCGAACAAAUUUGCAUCAAUUAUACCAAUGAAAAAUUGCAGCAAUUGUUCAAUAAUACAAUGUUUGUCAGAGAACAACAAGAAUAUCUCGAUGAAGGUCUCGAAUGGAAAUUUAUGGAUUUCGGAUUGAAUUUGCAACCAACAAUUGAUUUGAUCGAGAAACCAAUGGGAAUUUUAUCAACUUUGGAUGAUGUUUGUCUUUUCCCACAAGGAAGUGAUCAAUCAUUUGUUCAAAGACUCACUGAUACUCAUGCUCAACAUCCAAAAUAUGUUGUUCCGGAAAUUCGAGCCAAAAGUGAUUUUGCUGUUGUUCAUUAUGCUGGAAGAGUUGAUUAUGAAGCACAAGGAUGGCGAGUCAAAAAUAUGGAUCCACUUAAUGAGAAUGUUAUUGAGGUUUUGAAAUCAUCAAAAGAAACAUUACUUGUGGAAAUGUGGAAAGAUGUUUCUGAUGUUUGUUCUUUGUCAGCAACUGAUAGUGCAUCUGAUAAUGGAUUAUUUGGAUCAAGAUUGCCAAAGAAGGGAAUGUUCAGAACUGUAUCACAAUUAUACAAAGAACAAUUGACAAGAUUGAUGAGCACUUUGAGCAAUACAAAUCCUCACUUCGUCAGAUGUAUUAUUCCGAACCACGAGAAGAAACACGGAGUAUUGAAUGCACAUUUGGUUCUUGAUCAAUUACGAUGCAACGGUGUUUUGGAAGGAAUCAGAAUCUGCAGACAGGGAUUCCCUACCAGAUUACCAUUCCAAGAAUUCCGUCAAAGAUAUGAAAAAUUAUUGGCAUCUGAUGUUAACCCGGCUGGUUUUAUGGAUGGAAAAGAAGCUGUCAGAAGAAUUGUUACUUCUCUUGAAAUUGAUGAAAAUUUGUAUAGAAUUGGUCAAUCGAAAAUAUUCUUCCGUGCUGGAGUUGUCGCUGAAUUGGAAGAAUUGAGAGAACAAAAGUUGUCGGAAUUGAUUGAAAGCUUCCAGGUGAAUAGAUUUUUGAUGAGUAUUUUUCUAUUUUAUUUUUAUUUUUAGGCUCAAUGUCGUGGUUGGUUGGGUCGACGUGUUAUGGUUCGUAAACGUGAACAAGAGAAUGCAAUUCGUAUUUUGCAAAGAAAUGGACUUGCUUGGAUGAGAUUGAGAGAAUGGCAAUGGUGGAGACUUUUGACUAAAGUGAAGCCACUUCUUGAAGUUACGAACAAAGAUGAAUUGAUUGCUGAAAGAGAAAUGGAAUUGAAAGUCACAUCGGAGAAAUUGAGAAGAUCAGAAGUUUUCAUUUCGGAUUAUAGACAACAAAUGGAGAAAAUGGAUGCAGAACGAGCUAUUCUCAAGGAGAAACUUGAUGCUGAAUCUGUUGAACGAGCUGAAAUCUUCGAAGAAAGAAGUCGUCUUCUUUCAAGAAAAAAUGAACUUGAGCAAAAUGUUGAAACACUUGCAAAAAGAUUGGAAAGUGAAGAGAAGAAAGCAAAAAGUUCAGAUGAGGAGAAAAAGAGAUUGAUGGAAACAGUCAGACAUUUGGAAGCAAAUUUGGAAGAUGAAGAAAGAUCCAGACAGAAAUUGUUGCUCGAAAAGACCACAAUUGAAAAUAAGUUGAAGGAAAUUGAAGCGCAAGGAAUGGAAUUGGAAGAUUCUGGAAAUAAGUUGGCAAAAGAGAAAAAAGCAUUGGAAGAAAGAUGUGAAGAUUUGUCUUCGAAUUUGAUUGAUGAAACUGAAAGAGCAAAACAAUUAACCAAAUUGAAGGCAAGAUUGGAAGCAAAUGUUGCCGAAUUGAAGGAUGAGUUGGAAAAAGAAAAACAACAGAGACAAGCUGCUGAAAAUGCCAAAAGAGCUGCUGAAACACAAUUGCGCGAAGAGCAAGAAUUGUCUUUAGAGAAAACUCGAAAAGCUGAAGAAUUGUUGGUUCAAUUGACUAGAAAAGAACAAGAAAUGGCAAAAUUCAAUAUCAAGUAAGACAUGUUGUAUUUUAUGUAUUUUUCAAUUAUUUAUAUUUUCAGGAAUGAUGAGGAAUUGGCAAAUCGUCAACAACUUGAACGAGAACUUCGAGAAUUGCGAAGUCAAUUGGAUGAUGCUCUUGAAGAUUGUAACAAAGAAAAGAAUGCUCGUCAAACAGCUGAAAAGGCUAGAAGAGAUAUGGCAGAGGAAUUGGAAGGAUAUAAGCAAGAACUCGAGGAAUCCAAUGAUAAAACAGUUCUUCAAUCACAAAUGCGUGCAAAACGAGAUCAAGAAUAUGCACAUUUGCAGGUUUGAUAAUCUCAUCAAUUUCUGAAACAAUAUUCAUUUUCGUUUUUUCAGAAACUUCUCGAUGAUCAGAAAAAGAUUGGAGAAGAAUCAAUGGAAGAAUUGAAACAACAAAAUCAACGAAAAUUGGAAGAAUUGAUUGAAUCCAUUGAUCAGUUGAAACGUCAAAAACUCGCGGUAUGAUUUGCGCAGCAGCCUUGAUAUUAUAUUUGCUUUUUUGCUUAUCAGCCGUUUUAACUGUCCCUCCGCGCAGCAACCGCCUCAUUCGCCCCUUUUUUUCGAUUCUUUUCAUAUUUACCUUUUCUUUCUAGAAAAAUGAUUAUUUUUUGAAGAAAAAAUGCAUAGUCCUAGGUUUGAUUUUUUAUCAAUUCUCACAUACUUUUGAGAUUGUUUGUUUGUUUACUUUGACAGAUUUUUCUGUCAUAGUCAUCCCUAUUUAAAAUUUAAAUUGUUUACUGAAAAAGUAUGCUUUCAGGCGGAAAAAGCUAAAAACAACAUCGAAACUGAUCACGAAAACAUUCGUGCUGAACUUGCGAAUGUUUGUUCGGCUCGAACCGAAGCUGAAAAACGACGAAAAACAGCCGAAUCGCAAUUGUUGGAAAAAGAACACAAAAUGCGGGAAGUUCAAGUUGAAGUCGAAGAAUUGACUGCCAAAUUGAAUAAGGUAACAUUUUAUUGGUAUUUUUUGAACAAUAAUAAAAACUUGUUUUUUUCCAGUUGAAUGGAGAGUUGGAAUCAAUGCAAAAAUCGAAAGAUUCUGAAGCAACUCGUAAUUCAAACUUGCUCAAGAAAAUUGCGAAUUUGGAUAUGCAAUUGUCUGAGUUGACAGAAGCAUCUGAAGAAGAUAGAAAGACUCGAACUGCACUUACAACUAAAAUUCGACAAUUGGAAGAUGAUUUGACAGUUGCAAAUGAAGCGAGAGAUGAGGCUAUUGGAGCAUUUGAAAAAGUUGAAAAGGAGGUGAAAGAAUUGAAAGUUCAACUGGCUGAAGCAAGAAAGAAGUUGGAUGAAGAAAAUAAUGAGAAGGUUGAAGAAUUGAGAAAGAAAAAAGAGAGAGAACUUAUUGCUGAAAAAGAACGGUUUGUUUAUAUGAUUUUUUGAUAAACGAUAAAUUGGUUAUUUUCAGAGCUGAUGCUGCUGAACAAGGACGUGAAAAGGCUGAAAGAGCAAAGAAGAAGGCACUUCAAGAAGCGGAAGAUGUUCAAAAAGAGAUAACUGAUUUGGUUGCAUCAAUGAGAGAAAUGGAAAGAAAACAAAGAAAGUUUGAUCAAUUGUUGGCUGAUGAAAGAAAUAAAACAUCAGUUGCUCAACAAGAACGAGACAAUUCACAACAAUUAUUGAGAGAAGCCGAAACAAAGAAUUUGUUGGUUUCCAAUGAACUUGGCGAUCUCAAAGCUAUGAUUGAACAAUUGGAAAAAGAGAAAAGAGUUCUUAAAUUGGAAGUUGAUAAUUUGGUAAGUUUUUAAUUUGAAGAACUAAUUUAUAUAAAUAUGUUAUAAUCUAGGCUUCAAACCAAGAUGAUGCUGGAAAGAAUGUAUUUGAACUGGAAAAAGCAAAGAGAAGACUUGAGGAGGAAUUGAACAAAGCAGAACAACAAAUCAUUGAUUUGGAAGAUGCAGUUCAAAUGUCAGAUGAUGCAAGAUCGAGACUUGAAGUCAAUCUUCAAGCCGCUCGAAAUGAUUUCGAAAGACAAUUCGCUGCGAGAGAAGAUGAGGAAGAGGAUAGAAAGAAAGCGCUGAUUGCACAAAAUCGAACUUUGACUGAAGAAUUGGAUUCAGAACAAAGAGCAAAACAAAGUGCGGUUGCUGCCAAAAAGAAGUUGGAACAACAAGUUAGUGAAUUGAAAGAUCAAUUUGAUGCAUCACAAAGACAAAUCGAAGAUUUGACAAGACAACUCCGAAAAAUCCAAGUAUUUAACAAAGAAAUGCAAAUGGAAGCAUCGGAAGCGAGAUUGGCAAUGGAUGAUGCUUUGGCUGCACAAAGAGAUGCUGAUAAACGAGCAAGAAAUGCUGAAGAUGAAAUCAAACGAUUGAAUUCUGAAGUUGCUGCAAUUUCAUCCUCAAGAAGAAAAGCUGAAACAGAAAGAGAUGAGUUGUUGGAUGAAGUGGCUAAUUUGAGACAAGUUGGUGUUGGAAAUGAAGAAAGAAGAAGAUUUGAAGCGAGAAUUGCUGAUUUGGAAGAACUUUUGGAAGAAGAAACAUCGUCGAAUGAUUUGGCUCAAGAGAAAAUCAAAAAAGCACAACAACAAGUUGAACAAAUGACAACAGAUUUGGCUAUGGAAAGAAGUUUGUGUGAAAGAACUGAAUCGGAAAAACUCACUUUGGAAAGAGCAAACAGAGAAUUGAAGCAACAAUUGCAAGAUGCUGAAAGUGAGUUCCAAUUUCUAAACGAGUUAUAAUUCAACAAAUGUGUUUGUUUUCAGCUCAUGCUCAAUCUCGUGUUCGUACUCAAUUAUCUGUUGCCGAAGCCAAAAUUUUGAAUUUGGAGCAACAAAUUACUUUGGAAGAACAAGAUAGAUUGAGACAAACAAGAACUUUGAGAAGAAUGGAAUCGAAAUUGACCGAAUCGAGCCAAUUACUUGAAGAAGAAAAGAGACAAAAUGAGCAACAUCGACAAGCUGUAAGUUUAUUUUAUCAACAAAAAAAUAUAUAUUCAAUUGGUUUGAUAAUUAUAGACCGAAAGAUUGAAUAGUCGAAUUCGUCAACUUCGAAAUCAAUUGGAUGAUGUUGAAGCAGAAAGAGAUCGUUUGAACAAUAAGAUCAAGGAAGAAAGAAGAAGAGCUGAUGAUUUGACUGAUGCAAAUGAAACAUUGACAAGAGAUGUUUCGAUUUUGAAACAAAGAGAUACGGCUUCGAGAAGAACACCAAUGUUUCAUAGAGAAUCGAGAAGAUUUGGAAGUAAUUCCAGUAUUGCUAGAGGUAAGAUUUGUCGCUGAAGGGCUUGGGCUCGGAAAUUCGGGGAUCUUUUUUAGACCGUAUUUUUUCUCGAGAAGUCUUGUCUGCCCUUUAUAGAACUUUAUUUCUGGUUUUCAAUUUUCAAGUUUUUUCAGAUGAGUUUCGUAAUGGAGGAGGAGCAUUGACAAACGAAAUGUCUCCAGCUGAUGGUCGUCCUUCUUCUCGUCUCACUUCUGGAACUGGAUCUCAACUCGGAAACACUGAUGAAGAUCUCGAAUCGUUCAGAAACUAA
Caenorhabditis angaria is the source of this 7003-nucleotide messenger RNA. The record is from the annotation of a GenBank genome assembly. NCBI's taxonomy places the organism in Eukaryota, Metazoa, Nematoda, Chromadorea, Rhabditida, Rhabditidae.